CUUCCUUGCUGCGCGUUCAUCGUUUUCCCUUCUUUGGUUGCCAAAUUCUAUACCUUUUCGCUUAUUUUUUGGUUCCAUCUCGAAGUAUUUAGCGUAAAGUUGGGAUUUUGAAGGAUAGACGCACCUUUUACUUCUAAUCCUCACUCUCAGUUCUCAGUUUGUUGGCUUGGAUGCCUGUUUUUGGUUUCGAUCGAUGUUAAGUGGUAGAAACUUCGUCACAGGGUGUUUCCAGGCACCUAUUCAGGUUUCUCUGGACUUUUGGCGGAUAUAAGCCAACACGAAUAACGUUGGGGGAUCACUGUUGUUGUUGUUGAAAGGACAUUGUUUAUUGUUGAAUUUCGAGGGUGCCUUCUAGCAUUGACAAUAAAAUUAGCGCCUUCAAAAUUUCGUUUUCCAUUUCCAUCAAUUAAUGUAGUGUCAUAUCUCCAAUUAUGAUAUGCUAAAUCUUCAAUAUCACUAUGAGAAAUCAUUAGGUUGGAAUUGCCAAAGUUCGCUACUCAAGAUGGGGUCAAAGUUCAUGAGGGUGUUAAAGUGAGGGUGUGCUGAGUGCAUAGCUAGAUGGAUGGUGAAGAACAUGGUGGAAGAAGAAUAACAUGGAGAAGACAAGGAAGAAGGAAGGACCGGCAAGAAUAUUGGAGAAGAGAAGUUGUGGUAGUAAAAUAAAGAGGGAGAGCACAAGGAGAAUUAGAGGAGAGAAGGAGAAGUGUGCUGAAGGAGAAGAAGAGGAUGAGAGGUGUGGAGAAUAAAAAAAAAAAAAAGGUAGAAUGAGCUAGAGGAAGAGGAGAAGAGAAAGAUCAAUUGUGUUAGACAACAAACUUAUGCAAGGAGUGAUAAUAAGUGGAGGAUGAUGAGAGAGUUAGAAAGAAACACUAAGCUACUUUUGCUAGUAAACUAGACAAACAUAUUUUAUCGACUAAACCAUAUUUUUUGUCAACAUGUGCUAGUGAGGGAGCUGGAGCAACUUGUGGCCUAAGGGCCACAUAGAAAUAGGCAAGGUAAGUGAGGUGAGCCCAACAAUAGAUUGAAAAGGAAACCAAACCAUGUAAUAGGUAAGGGAGAGGAAGAAGGAAUAGUAAGAUACAUAGGAUAAAACAAUAGAGCGAGAUUUUUAAGCGAAUGAACUUUGAAAGUGAUAUGCAGUUGAGUCACUGCAAAAUGCACCUGUGGUAUAUAGGCACAUCAAAACAGGGUCCCUAUUGACAAAGUAUAGAUUGACAAUAAUCUAAUAUUUCUAAAAAUAUUUAUAAGUUUUCAUUUAAUACAUUAUAUAUCAGAGUAAUCAAGCUGACCAAUUUUAAAUUCAAUUUGAAAUUUUUUUAUUCAUGAAUUUAAGCGUUACUGAUAAAAUAAGACAUGUGUAUGCAUGUUAAUCAACCUAAGAAAUUUAUUAAUUGGAAAAGUUAUGAAUCACCCUAAGCAAUCCAGAUAAGUGCUUGUGUGUUUAUUUAAUUAGUAACUUGAACUUUAGGGUGUACAACCUGAAUCAGUCAAAACAUUUUUCCUAUUUUGCUUGCACUGUUUCAAAGAACAAGUUCAUAUGUAAUUGAAUAACCAUAUGCAAUGAGGGUCCCAAUAGGUGAUUUGGCUCAUUAGGCAAUUGGGUUAAGUAAAGAUUGCAUACUACUUAUAUGGGCCCCACAAGGAUUACAUGAACUACAUUGAAACUGAUGCAUGACUGUAUUGCUAGUUGCUAGUAAUAUUUGGAACUCUUAAAUCACUUCUCAUUAUGUUAAUUUUAGUUUUCUCUGAUCUUGCUCAAUCCCUUACAACUUCACUUUCAAUCAAUUCAACUUGUCUAACUAUAGAAUUUAUUAUUCCGUCUUUGAAUAUGUACAUAGCUUCUUAAUCUAAUACAUAUAAGCUUACUGAUAUUUGAUAACGUGAUCCUAUUUAAGUGUGCAUUUUAAUUUGCAAGUUUGCACAACUAUAGAUAGACAUGAGUUUAUGGUGGAUAUGCUUUUACAAUAUGAGAAGAUGCUUUUUUACUAACAUGAGCAAAAAAAAAGACUAUCAGUGUAGGAGUUUUAAUAGCAACAACAAUAACAAUCAAGAUUUAUCCCACUAGGUUAGGUCGGCUAGGAGUUUUAAUAGCAAAAAAGUAAAAAAUAUAAAGCAACAAUUUUAGUUGUGAAUAAAUGAACCCUAGUCUUUAAGUCAAAUUUAAUUGGAAAAGAAACCUUAGUACUACCCUCUUCAUUUCCACUUUGAAGGCGUGAAACACAUGUUUCACUUAUAUGAAAGCCUUCUAUGGCACCCAUGUGUCAUUUGUUAUGUAGAUCAACACCUAAAGUUGUUUAAUAUGCACGAUCUGACAUCUUUGCAUCUCUACUUGUAUAGAUUUGUGUGGCUGAGUUUAUUUGUUCCUUUUUAUGUAUAAUGUGAUUUUGUAGGACAAGAAGUUUUACCCUUCUAUGCUCUAGGCAUUGUUUCUACAUGUUGUAGGUUGGAAGAUGUGUUGUUGUUCCUGAAGCAAUGAGUAUAAUGGUUUGAUUACUACUUUGUUAAUCUAAAUAUCAGGAGAUAUGGGCAUAUAUCUCAGCACUCCAAAGACAGAUAAAUUUUCUGAAGAUGGUGAGAAUCAUAGACUCAGGUUUGGGCUCUCAUCAAUGCAAGGAUGGCGUGCAACCAUGGAAGAUGCACAUGCUGCAUUGCCUGAUCUUGAUGACUGCACAUCAUUCUUUGGGGUUUAUGAUGGUCAUGGUGGGAAAGUAGUUGCUAAGUUUUGUGCAAAGUUUCUGCACACACAGGUUCUCAAGAAUGAAGCCUAUUCAAGUGGAGAUAUCAGUACUUCAGUUCAAAAAGCAUUCUUGAGGAUGGAUGGCAUGAUGCAAGGACAGAGAGGGUGGAGAGAACUUGCCGUUCUCGGUGACAAGAUAAACAAAUUUACUGGCAUGAUAGAAGGCUUUAUUUGGUCUCCGAGGGGCAGCGAUUCAAACAACAAUACUGACGACUGGGCAGCUGAAGAGGGACCCCAUGCUGACUUCUCUGGGCCAACUUCUGGAUGCACAGCCUGUGUAGCCAUCGUACGCUACAACCAACUCGUUGUCGCAAAUGCUGGAGACUCACGUUGUGUGAUCUCAAGGAAGGGCCAGGCAUACAAUUUGUCAAGAGAUCAUAAACCAGAACUUGAGGUAGAGAGAGAGAGAAUUCUCAGGGCAGGGGGGUUUAUUCACGGCGGUCGAAUAAAUGGAAGCUUGAACCUUGCCAGAGCAAUCGGAGACAUGGAAUUCAAACAGAACAAGUUUUUGCCUGCUGAAAAACAAAUAGUAACUGCGAACCCCGAUGUAAACAUCGUGGAGCUUUGUGACGACGAUGACUUCAUUGUAGUAGCAUGCGAUGGAAUUUGGGAUUGCAUGUCGAGCCAGCAGCUGGUGGAUUUUGUACACGAGCAUAUCAACAAGGAAACAUCUCUUUCAGUUGUGUGUGAGAAAGUUCUCGAUAGGUGCUUGGCACCGACGACACUGGGAGAAGGAUGUGACAACAUGACCAUGAUACUGGUGCAAUUCAAGAAACCAAUCAGCUCCAAAGCUCUUGUUGUUGAUCGAUCAACUGACAACGUUCCCGAGUCGGAGACUCAAAGCGCUGGCUGAAGGUGGCAUCAUGAAUUUGUUUACCCAUUUCUGUGCGACAUGGCAAUGAGGAAGCAACAUAAUCUGCAAAAAUAGGGGGAUUGUUGUACACGUUCUUGUUUCUCAUACUUUGUAUCUUGUUCUUGGAGAUGAUCAGCUAAUUUUCACUUCAUCUUGAUUGAUC
Molecule: messenger RNA, 3753 nt
Organism: Zingiber officinale
Lineage: Eukaryota; Viridiplantae; Streptophyta; Magnoliopsida; Zingiberales; Zingiberaceae
Product: probable protein phosphatase 2C 11
Exons: 11
Coding region: 2523-3590 (355 amino acids)
Biological process (GO): protein dephosphorylation
Molecular function (GO): protein serine/threonine phosphatase activity; cation binding
Source: RefSeq, a predicted model, not a curated record